UUGCCUAAACAAGAUGAAUUUGCCUAACUUGACAUCGUGUAUAGGUAUUCUGAUUGGGCAAUUUUUUGCAACCGUAUGCUUUCAUUGGUCAAUUUUUUUUUGCCUAACUUGAGCAAUUCCAACCAAUCAUUGCUGUUGAUAAGCAUAGUUGAGCUAGGCAAAUUAGGCAAUUGAAAAUUAACAUACACUCGUAUUGUUUCUGAACAGCCUCUGUGCUCAGUUUACGGUUUUGUGAUAUUUUAUAAUGUCUUCAUUGUGUUGUGGUAAUUUAUACGAGACUGCUCAGUCUGCGUUGGCCAAAAACGAUUUAAAAUGCCUUAAUGAGCUUUAUUCUCGUUUAUUGGUCGACGUUCGACCUAUGUUUACUAACGAGCAGCUGUUAGAUAGAAUUUAUGACCCCGACCAUACUCUGUGUCGAAAUUUUGGAGCUGAAAUAUAUGUGCCAAAGCACGCUCAUGACGGAAAGACUUGUACUGCAAUAAGGACACUUAAAAACUAUCAGCGAAGUACCAUGGUUGGGGAACGCUUAAAUGGUUUGGCCUUGAUGCAAAUUCAUCAGGAAAUUGUACCAGAUAUUGGUGUGUAGGCGAACUUCUGGCGCCAUAACCAGUCUGCUUAAUUCGGCUCUCACAGGGCUGUCCAUGCCGGAUCACGAUUUUUUGUUUUGCGUUAAAGUGUUCCUAGGCAUGCUGAUGAGCCCUGAUAUGGGGCGAAACAGUCUUGUGUGCAUUCAAUAUUCUGAAUAGUGAAAAUCAACGACCUUGUGAUAUGUAAGUAUAAAUAUACAAUGUUUUUAUGUAUUUAUACGAUUGAGAUCUACAAGAUUCUGCAUAGCUGAAUGAUUAGACUGUUUGAUUUAAACAAUUUAUCGAA
Xenia sp. Carnegie-2017 is the source of this 873-nucleotide messenger RNA. RefSeq lists its product as uncharacterized. The transcript is spliced from 3 exons. NCBI's taxonomy places the organism in Eukaryota, Metazoa, Cnidaria, Anthozoa, Malacalcyonacea, Xeniidae. The record is from RefSeq and is a predicted model, not a curated record. Bases 245 to 586 code for a protein of 113 amino acids.